Anguilla rostrata (American eel) is the source of this 3360-nucleotide messenger RNA. Its product is annotated as myelin protein zero-like protein 2. The transcript is spliced from 5 exons. NCBI's taxonomy places the organism in Eukaryota, Metazoa, Chordata, Actinopteri, Anguilliformes, Anguillidae. The coding region runs from base 587 to 1348 and encodes 253 amino acids. Gene Ontology annotation, cellular component: plasma membrane. The record is from RefSeq and is a predicted model, not a curated record. Gene Ontology annotation, biological process: cell-cell adhesion.
CAACGAACAGCGUGCAUAUGGGGCUUUUAUUCUUUCAUUCAUGUAUAGAUUUCUGGCAUAUAGCGGUUUAAGAGGGUAAAUAAUCUCUCAAAACCCGAAAAGCAUAAUUAAGAAAAAUUCUGUGAUUGCAAUUGCGGUUGGAACGAAAACCAGCACACAAGAGGGUUCCCAACGACCGAGUUUCAGAACCACUGUUCGACUGAAUAUGUAGUAGACAUGUAGAAACACACCUCUCCGAACGCAUGAGAUCCCGCAGCUGUACUACACGGAAUGGCAUGACAUAUAGACUGUCAAGUACUGUAACACGUUAUACAGGUUCUCGGUCGGCCAAGAAGUUUCAUUUAAGUGCAAAAGAAAGGAAAAAAAAAAAAGAGAGAGAGGGAAUGGUGUAAUUGCUGUAACUCCGCCCGAAUCCAGCUGCUAGGGGAUUGGAAUCCACUCUAAACGCAGACCAGAGCUGCAGUGUCGAAUACGUACACACUGGUGCUGCGCUGUUGCUGCCCUGCUUUUCGCGACUGAUUAUUAUUUGAAUCUGUAAAUUUGUGGCUACAACCGGAGCGCUUGUCUCCGGACACCUCACCAGCUGAUGUGCCGACCAUGGCUUCGCCUGUACGCGCUCCUGGCGGGACUAGUAGCAUCAGGAGUGCUGCAGGUGGGAGGGAUCACGAUCUACACGUCGGGCGAGGUGGAGGCGGUGAACGGCACCGACGUCCGGCUGAAGUGCACCUUCAGUUCCAGCUCGCCCAUCCGGGCUUCCUCUGUCUACGUGGCCUGGAACUUCCGACCCCUGGGCCCCGGGCGCGAGGAGUCGGUGUUUUUCUAUCAAGACAAGCCCUACCCGCCCACGGAUGGGCGUUUCCGAAAGAAGGCGACGUGGGCGGGGGACAUCAUGGGCGGCGACGCUUCCAUCAUGCUGCGCGAGGUGAAGUUCACCUUCAACGGGACGUACAGCUGCCAGGUGAAGAACCCGCCGGACGUGCACGGGAUCGCCGGGGAGGUGGAGCUGAAGGUCGUCGCUUCAGCUUCCUACUCUGAGAUCGCCAUUCUGGCGGGCGCCGUAGCGGGCGCCAUCGGGGUGAUGAUGCUCAUCGCCGGCUUCAUACUCUGCGUCAAGCGCUGCCACAGGGCGCGCCUGGAGGCGGACCCCGACCAGCCCCCCCGCGAGAGGAAGGACCCCACUCUGUGCCAUCCUGCGGAAGCAGUUCACCUGUACGUACAGAGUGACGUGGAGAUCGAGAUUGACAGCUCUGAUGGAGAGCUCUCUGAGGUGAGCUCCAAUGAGCCCAGUGAUUCAGACGACGAGGAAGACGACAGCUCGGGCGGCGAAGUGGAGGAUGAUGACGACUGACCCCAAAACUCCCUGACGGGGAGGGAGGGAGGAACGCCGUCCUGGCAGCCGCAGAGAGGAGAAGCCGGACAGAGAGAACAGCCCUGGAUGGAGGGAGGGGAGAUCCAUUCUGUUUCUUUGGCGGAGUGUGCUUUCGAUGAUGAUGGUGGCAGGUGAACUAAAAAAAAAAAAACAAAUGCAAAUGGCCGCAUUCAAAAACCACUGAAAAAUGAUAUCCCCCCCCCCCCCCCUUCAUUUUGUCCAGUUUCAUUAGUGCUGCCCUACUGCCUCAGUUGUACCGCUGCAAUUUGUGGCCAACCCAAAGUGAGAAACACUGCUUCCUACACGACAGGAGAGGCGCUGCGAUGAGUAUCCUGCAUCACCGGCCCUUUCACGACAAGCCAUGACAAGCCUACCGUAGCGCCUGGAGCCAUGUCGAGGAUGAAAACAUGCAAUUUGAUGUGAUUGUUUUAGAGGAUGAAAUACUGUACUCAUCUGAGCCAUUCAAUGAGCCCAUUAACUGACAAGAAUCCGCCCAUUCGGUUCCACCGUAAGCCAGCCAUGGUUAGAGUCCUUCGGAAGAGCUGGUCUGCCCCCUAAAGGAAAGAUGUUGUCUUAGUGCUGAGAAACACAUGCAGGGCAGAGCAGGAAAAAAAAAAAGUUUUAAAGUCUAGAUGAAAAAGCCUUCAAACACCGGCCUUGAAGAGGUUGAGCGUGCAGUUCAGUUCCGCUUGAUACGCACGACCGUAAGUUUGUCGGUCGGAGUUGCUCAAAGGGGUGUGCCGCUCUGCUGUCUGGAGUGGGAGGACAUGCCUUCUUGCCGUAGGCUGUUAAGAAAGCCCCCCUCAGGCAAGCCCCCGGGUGACUCGCAGGUCCCGACUGUCCGGUUUCAGGUCUCAAGCAAACGUGAGUACAUUUCUGUGUGGGAACUGAACCAAAAUGACUUGUCUAAACUGCACUACACGGUUCGCUUCAGUCAAGGAAAUCACCUCAGAUGGUUAUGGAGCAGAACCUGUUUCAAGUAGGCGACAAACCAGAAGGACAAUAACACACAACAACAACAAAAAAAACAAAUCUGCGGUUUCGAAGGCAGACGGGAUUUGCGGUGCUUCGGGGCCGAGUCGGACCCUAAAGUGGAGAUGCCUCUGCCCUUGAAAAAGAGUAAUCUAAAUUGCCAUCAAGAUUUGAGAGUCGAUGGCCCUGCCAGAUGUGCCCAUAGCAGAACGAAUGCAGUCACUGCUUGCAAGUCGCUGUUAUGGAUCCCCCCCACCCUCAAAAGAAGCCCUUUCGCUAAACUCGGAUGUGGGGGGUGUGGCUGUUGCUGCCAGCUGUCCGCUCUUCAGUCAGGAUCUCUGGUAAAGCUGUGACCCGUAUUCCUUGGAACUGGUGCCAUUUUGGCUCCGGGAAUGCUUGUGCAUUAACUGUUCUGAGCCACACCUUGCGCGAUUACUGGCAGACGACGCCUACGCAACAAACAAUGCGGCGGUCAUGCGGAGUGUGUGCUUUUUUUUUUUUAAGUUACAGUUACAGUUACAGUUAAGUUUAAGUUUUUAAGAGCGAUCGUGAGAUUGGGCUCCGGUUUUACGUUUCUCCCUGAAAUAUCCACGCUCUGGAAAUUUCCGCGCCGUGUCAGAUCCGUGCCGCGUUGAUCGUGGACCAGAUUCGGUCACGAGCGAGUUUUCAAAGCUGGCACCACGCCGCAUUUGCUGCGGGACUUGCGGCUGUGAGCGCUGUGUUGUCCAGGGUAGCGCUACCUUGCGCCGAACCGUUCACAAAGAGAGUGGCAGACAGAUCUGAAAACCCUGGAAUGAAAUGAUCUCUCUCAUUUAUGUGCUGCAGCUAAAGAGGCAUUGCAGGAACACUUUUUGAUGUUAAGCUUGUACAAUGAAGAUGAUUUUAUUUUGUAAGGUUGACAAUUGAAAAUUGUAUUUUUGUUGCUCAUUUUAUUUGUCUAUCUUGCAGUGUUUUACACCUCUUGCUGAAUUCGGAGAAAAUGCUUUUAUAAUUAAAUGUACUUUUUUAUACAUACUAAA